Protobothrops mucrosquamatus (brown spotted pit viper) is the source of this 1634-nucleotide messenger RNA. RefSeq names its product midkine (gene MDK). The coding region runs from base 209 to 637 and encodes 142 amino acids. Lineage: Eukaryota; Metazoa; Chordata; Lepidosauria; Squamata; Viperidae. The transcript is spliced from 5 exons. Gene Ontology annotation, molecular function: growth factor activity. The record is from RefSeq and is a predicted model, not a curated record.
CCGCCGCCGCGCCAGGCAAGGUUGUGUCCACAUGUGACCAGCUGAAACUAGUUUGGAAGACACAAAGGGAAAGCGAGGGAGAUAAGGAGCCGAUAGCAGGGCAGGCGGGGCAGCGGAGCCAAGCCAAGCGGCCGGGAAAAGCACGAGGCAGCCUUCCGCCAGAGACGCACCCAGGACGCGCCAGUUCAGCCCUCCGCAUCCAUCCAGAAUGCAGGCCCGUGGACUCUUUCUCCUUCUGGUUUUUAUGCUCCUGGCUGUAUCUUCAGAAGCAGGCAAGAAUAAGAAGGACAAGGUCAAGAAAAAUGGUUCCGAUUGUGAGGAAUGGCGCUGGGGCCCUUGUAUCCCCAACAGCAAGGACUGUGGUGUGGGCUUCCGUGAGGGAACGUGUCAGGAUGAGACCAAGAAGCUGAAAUGCAAGAUUCCAUGCAACUGGAAGAAGGAGUUUGGAGCUGACUGCAAGUACAAGUUUGAGAACUGGGGUGGCUGUGACCCUGCGACAGGUCUGAAGGCCCGUUCAGGUACUCUGAAGAAAGCUCUUUACAAUGCCGAGUGCCAGGAAACUAUUCAAGUGACUAAGCCCUGCUCUCCCAAGACCAAGUCAAAACCCAAAGCCAGAAAAGGAAAGGGGAAAGACUAGUAUGAUGGAUACAGUCCCACCAUCUUCAGGGCAUGGUGCCUGAACCCACUUGGAUACACGCCACUUGAAGCUGCAGCUUGGCCUCUCCCAGCUUGGCAAUACCUUACCAAACCCCAUUAUUCUUCAGCCUACACAACCUUAUCUUUAACUGCAACAUCCUUAGUUUUAUAGCAUGCAGGCCCACCCUUUCCUAAAGAAGUGUGUUGCUUGCCUUUCCCUUAACUUCUCUUCUACCUCCUGUCCUCUCUGCUCUCUGUGUUGUCCCAGUAUCCUUUGCUCUGGUUUGCUUCCCUGAAUGCAGCAUGAUGUUUGGAAAUGGGCUCAGCUGCAACCAGGUCUUGCUAAAGCUCUCCACCUGUGGGGUUCUUUGUCAAAGCCAGAUGGCUUUUUGGCAGCCUCUUGCAAUCUUAGCAAUGCCCGUGGUUUCUCCACAUAGCUUCCUCCGGUCAUAAACCAAACCUUUCUUUAAGGCACCCCAAGGAAACCCCUUUCAAGGAAUGAGAAGGGAUGUGAGAGAAAUCACAGUAGAAAUGGGAUGGGGAACCAUAUCUGCCUUACCUCCCUAAAAGAGGCACUGUGUACAGUAGGAAAAUGCAGACCUCUUUGGUAUCGCUUUGCACUCCCUUUCCCACGGACGAAGUGCCUACUUCCUGGCAUGCUCUGUGUGUAUGUGCAUGCACACACCUUUCCCUUCCCCAUCUCUAAUGCAUAUAUGUUUCUUCAUAGGCAGCCUUCCCAUCUGAGGAGCAGCACAGCUGGGUAAUCUCACUGAGCUGUGCUUGCUUGCUCUCUGCCCACAAGACACACCUUGCCUUCCUUUCAGCAUCAGGAAAGGAUCCCUCAGAGCCAAUGAAGCUGGUUCCCCCUUUUCAGUCCCUUUUGUCUGUAUUCCUGCUGGGAUGCUGUGGCCUUUCCCUCCUCUACUGGUGCUGGGUAAACCCUGUCUGCUUUUCACAGUUUCCCCCCUUUUCCAAUAAAGAUCUUUUUACAAAAACAG